Molecule: messenger RNA, 2097 nt
Organism: Brassica napus (rape)
Lineage: Eukaryota; Viridiplantae; Streptophyta; Magnoliopsida; Brassicales; Brassicaceae
Product: calmodulin-binding protein 60 G
Exons: 6
Coding region: 237-1868 (543 amino acids)
Biological process (GO): regulation of salicylic acid biosynthetic process
Cellular component (GO): nucleus
Molecular function (GO): sequence-specific DNA binding; calmodulin binding; DNA-binding transcription factor activity
Source: RefSeq, a predicted model, not a curated record
CGCUACUAAACUAUAAGAGCAGAACGAAUCUUCCUCGAAGUUUCAAGUGCUACUUCGUCAAUGCUCUCCCUUUAUAUAAUCCCCAUCAACUACUCUUUCACAAACUCAUCUCCUGCUCUCUUCUCUCCUCUCACACACACAAAGAUCCCUUUCUUUUUCUUUUUUUAGAAAGACGAUAAAAUCUUUUGAGGUUUUUUAAAAUCUGAUAACACACACACACAAACCAAAAGUGAUCAAUGAAGAUGCAACACACCCAUUUUCAUGGGGCUAGUGUGUACAAUGGUUUAAAACCUCAUAAACUAACAUUCAAGAAAGCUGUGAAGAAAGUGAUGAGAGAUCGGUUAACUAAUCAGUUCAUGGUCGAGAUGGAGAACAGGCUCAGAAAAAUUGUUCGAGAGGAGCUUGAUCGUGUUAUUCAACCACAUCUCUCCUCGUCAUGGUCCCCGACCGAACGAUCACGUUCAGAAACGCCGUCGUCGCGUUCACGUUACAAGCUGCGAUUCAUCAACGCACCACCGUCUACGAUAUUCACGGGGGCCAAAAUCGAAGCUAGGGACCGUUCUCCCGUAGCGUUCGAGCUCGUGGAUACAGCCACGAACUAUCGAGUCGUGGCAGGACCGCUCUCGUCUUCUCGUGUCGAAAUAGUGCCGCUGAACGCUGACUUCACGGAGGAAAGCUGGACCGUUGACGUAUUCAAAGGGUAUAUUGAAAAGCAACGCGAAGGGAAACGUCCGUUACUCACCGGAGAUUUAACGGUGACGCUUAAAGACGGCGUCGGAGUGAUCACCGGAGUUGUUACUUUCUCGGAUAAUUCGAGCUGGACUAGGAGUAAGAAGUUCCGAUUAGGUGCUAAACUAACCGGUGGUGGUGCCGUGGAGGCGAGAAGUGAAGCCUUUAAAGUUAAAGACCAACGUGGAGAAUCUUAUAAAAAACAUCAUCCUCCGUACCCUGGCGACGAGGUUUGGAGACUGGAGAAAUUAGCUGGCGUUUCAGCGAAGCGUUUGGCUGAACGGAAGAUUUUUACCGUUAAGGAUUUUCGUCGUUGGUAUACGGUAGAUCCAGAGGCGCUAUACAACCUACUUGGUGGAGGGAUCUCAAAGAGAACAUAUGAAGAAGUAAUUGUAUCCCAUGCAAUGGAAUGCGUUUUGGACGAAUCAGAGUGUUACAUCUACGACACAACCGCUCUUGGCGUGUCGCUUAUUUUUAACUCUGUCUAUGAAGUGAUCAAAGUGUACUUCAGUGACGGCACGUUUGGAAGCCCCGAUCAGCUACCAGCUUAUCAGCUGGACGAGCUGAAGCGUGAAGCGUAUCAAAACCUUAGCCAGUUUAAGUCCUUGCAAUGCACGCAAAAUCCUGGAGUGCAGCACAACAACUUUCAAGGAGUUUCAAUUCCAAUAGACUCUUUGAGCUCUUUUUACUUCACUGCUCCAAACUCCACGGUUCAACCAGAGAUGGUGAUGAAUUUUGAUAACUCACCAGCUACGACGUCGUUUCAUAUGGACGGAAAGUUCAUGCAAAGAAACAGCUUCAGGGCUGGUGAACACGAUCCGGUGUACAGUGAAUCACAAACUGUAGAGACAAGGGAUUGUAUCGAGAAUGACGGGAAUAUUUUUGCUUAUCAUCAACAUCAUGACUUUCCCUUGAACUGGUCGGCUGGUGCAGCGGAUGUGGAGCAACAAUUGAAAAGUUUUUGUGUUAGCGUGUCUGGCACGGAAGAAGCUGGAACGUACGAUGUUAACAUUAAUGUGGGAUCUCCAAGAGGCAGGUGGUGUAAGGUCAAGGCAGCCUUUAAGAUCCGAGAAGUUUGGAAACUCACAACUGCCAGAAAACGAGGGAAGGCUUGUAAGAACCCUUGUCUAAUGUAUUAGAUACAGAGGUUUCGAUUCUUAUACGGUGCAUGAAAGAUGUGUAUAUUGUAUAUGUGUGUGAGUUCUUAUUCUUUCCUUUUUAUAGAAUAUGGUUAGUUGAAUGGAUCCCGGCCAUUGACUGUUUCCAAUGGUUUAAUAAGUACUGGGGAUUAGUCUUUGUGUAUACCAUGUUUGAUAUGUACUUCUACAAAAUGUAUACAGUAUAUAUAUAACCAAAUCAGUUUACAUA